AUGGCCAACAAAACGGGCGAAGAAGUGGAAGCGCUUAAAGAGUGCAUCAAAGACAACGCCAUGGAAGUGGCGGCCAAAAAGUUUGCAGUGAAGGCACUGGAAUUGGACGCACUGUUGGCCGACAGAAACAAAUGCCAAGUGAAGUGUUCAGACAUCACUGCAGACAUCAAUAUACCGGUUCCCGAAAUGGCUGUUGAGACCAACGGUGACGAGCCGUCCGCUAAGCGGCCGAAGCUGUCGGAGAAGACUGGUGUGGAUGGAAGUGUUGGCGCUCUGAAAGACGACAAGAAACCGGUUCUCUUCCCUUUGGGUGUCGUUCACUGCAAUCCGUUUCUGAGAGAAUUCGUCUCAAUAGUGAAGCCAUACAUCCAUGAGUUGUCGGAAGACAUCCAGAAUCUGAAGAUUGGCAUUCAUUUGAUGGUUCCGCGCAUCGAAGACGGCAACAAUUUCGGUGUCGAAGUGCAGAGGGAUGUGUUGGAAGCGAUGACUUCCAUUGAGGAGGAAAUGCACGAACGGAUCAACUCUAUCCACACCUACUAUACAAAGAGAGCCGAACUGAUCGCAAAAGUGGCUGAAUUUCCAUACAAUGAGGACUACCGACAGGCCGUCACUCACAGGGAUCACCAUUUCUACAAAUUUCUCUGCACUUCAUUGGCUUUGGUUCGCAAUUAUUAUCUCAGUCUUCACGACGUGAUCCUCAAGAAUGGCGACAGAAUCCGAAAGCCAAAGUCGGGAUCAAAUGAAGACACGACAACAAACAUGUCAACACAUUUGCGUCUAAGAAGUCACGCGUUUUUAUCGCUUCUCAUAUGUGUCUCACUUUUGGCACUGAUUUGCGACUCAAAGCUAUGGCUAAACAAAGACCUCAUCGGCGGUGAUGGCAGUCAUCCGCUCUUUGAGGGGACGGACGUUGACUUCGCGGCCAAUCGUGACAAACGGUCGGCCAAUAACUCGGUGUCCAAUACUCCGACUCCACCCAAACAGAGCGCCGCCGCCGACGAGUUGUCCCAAUUUGUGACCACUUCGGCGCUCAAUGACAGUCAUCAGCAGUUGACAGUGCAUUGGGCCGGAAAGUCGACGCCUAUUAUCAUAUGUUUGGCGAAGAAUCGGCCCACGAGUGCCAACAUCUCGUCGGCGGUCUAUAUAUCGCGAAAUUAUGGCAAAGACUUUGAGAAAGUGACGGCAUUUACGCUGAAGAACGGGUCCGACGCCGUCAUCAACACAUUCUUCAUCUCUCCGGCCAUUAAUUCUCACUAUAUUUUCGUGGAUUCGCUCAAUAAGUGUCUGUUUAUAACCAAAGAUUACGGCAAAACAUUUAAGAGAAUUGAUUUGGCGUUCAGUCCGAAGACUAUAUCACUUCACGCGACAAAUGUUGAGUUAGUGCUCAUGACGUCCGCCGCGACCGCCGGCGGCAAUGACUUGGACUCAAAGCUCUACUUAUCGGAAGACUUCGGCGCCAAUUGGCGUCCGAUUCAGGAACGGGUGAAACAGUUCUCGUGGGCUGUGGAGGGCGUCGACACCAACACCAAUGUCAACACCAUUUUUGUGCAAAGACACGAACCAAAUGGCUUGACAUCAGUACUCAGUUCUACCGAUUUCUUCACCAAUGAGUUAAACACCAAACAGUGGUUAACGAAUGUCAAGGAGUUUGAAAUUUCGGGCAAAUAUUUGUUCGCCACCAGAAGUCUUAAGUUGAUUGGCGCCCAUCGAAGCCCCGGUAGUCACGAGUCGUACCAGUUGUGGGUCUCAUACCAGCGCCAAGACUUUCGGCGCGCGCUCUUCCCGUUGAGCAACCAUUCGGUGGUCAUUGACUACUAUAUCGGCGACGCGACUGAAGAGGUAGUGAUGGCUUGUCUAACGUUCAACGACUCGACCACUCAUUUGUAUACAUCAGGCGAAAACGGACUCCAAUUUUCGCUAUCACUGGAAAACAUCCUAUACUUCGCGCCGAACGUAACGAAACACCCGAUUGGGUUGGACUGGAAUUCGGACGAACCGUUGGCCGACAUUCACAAAGUGUCGGGCAUUCGAGGCGUAUAUAUCGCUUCCAAAUGGAAAGAGCCCAAGAAGUCCAUCGCAGACCUGAUAACGUUGAUUACAAUGGAUAUGGGAUCCAAAUGGCAACGCAUUCGCCCGCCGUUUAUCGACGCUGACGGCGGACACAUUGACUGCUCGCUCGCCAGCAACUGUUCGCUCCAUUUGUCGCAAAAGUUUUCAUACCUUUACCCUCACCUCCGUUUGCCGCCAAUUGUGUCGCGCGCCUCAGCCGUGGGACUCAUUAUGGCGUCCGGAGUGGUCGGCACUUCCAUCAAAGGCAAACCCAAUGUCUACCUAAGUAUCGACGCCGGCAUCACAUGGCAUCAGGUGCUCAAUGGGAACUAUAUCUUCACGUUCGGCGACUUUGGCGCCAUUAUUGUGGCCAUCAGUUACUACUCGAAGAACGGGGCGACCAAUGAGUUGAAGUAUUCGGUAGACGAUGGCGAGAACUGGUCGACACUCAAGUUCAGUAAAGAGAAGAUCCGAAUCUACGGUCUGAUGACAGAACCCGGAGAGAAGACAACAGUGUUUACGCUGUUUGGCUCACGAGAGGAGGGGAAACACGAGUGGACUGUAAUUCAAGUGAAUUUGACGAAAGUGUUUAAAUCGCAGUGCGUUUUGCCCGACGAUUACAAGGAGUGGUCGCCGCACGACAUGGACUCCGGGUGUCUAUUGGGUCGACGGGAGAUGUUUCAGCGACGAGUGGCGAAUCACAAGUGCUAUAACGGCCACCAAUACGUGCGACCGGUGGCCACAUUGAACUGUCCCUGUCGUCACACAGACUUCGAGUGUGACGUCGGCUUUAUUCGCCAAAACGGGGGCCCGAAGUGUGUGUUUGACGACCGCUCGAGUGUCGACGGCUUUGACCCGUUCUCAGUCCCCGACUGGUGUAAAGUCGGCAAAAUUUUCAAUAGAACUCGAGGUUAUCGUAAGAUCAGUGGCGAUACGUGUCUCGGCGGCGAAGAGGACUGGUAUUCGCCGCAACCCAUUCCCUGUCCUUUUGUGCCCAAACACGACGACCAGUUUGUGCUCUUCGUUCAGCGACAGUCCAUUUCCCGACUUAUGCUCAAUGAAGACAAACCGGUGAAAGAGAGUCUCGUUCCCCAAAACUAUUUAAUCAACGCAAUCGCCGCUGACUUCGAUCACAAACAUAACUGUCUUUAUUGGUCUGACAUCGGAAUCGAUAAAAUUAUGCGCUUAUGUCUGGACGGCCGACAGUCACAGCCGGAAGUGUUGGUGGAGACGGGAUUGGAAUCAGUGGAAGGCAUUGCGUUGAAUCCAAUCAAUAAUCACUUGUAUUUCGUGGACGGAGAGCAGGCGAAAGUGGAAAUGAUUCGCACAGACAUCACAAAUGAGGGCCGAAUGCGGCGAACGAUUCUCACGAAAGCCAGUCUCGAGAAACCGCGCGGAAUAGCGCUGAACGUAAUGACGGGAUAUAUAUUUCUUACCGAUUGGGGCAAUACUCGGCCCGCAAUCAUACGGUGCGAAUUGGACGGCGAGAACGUGAAAGUGUUGUUCAACUCGUCGGUGGUCUCGUGGCCUAACGGCAUAGCUGUCGACUAUUUGACGCAAAAGAUCUAUUGGGUGGACGCCAAACGUGAUUACAUCGCUUCGGCCGACUUCGAGGGCAAACAUUUGAGUUACAUAUCGGAAGGCGAGUUGACUCCACACCCGUUCGCGUUGGGAGUGUUCAAGAACUACAUCUACUUUGACGACUGGAAUCUGCAGCAAAUCAUUUUGAUGAGUAAAACAGACGGUUCCGACCGGCGAAUUGUUUUGGGCGAAAUCGCCGGUGCGAUGGAUCUCAAGAUCAUUACACCACAGUUCAGCGAUAGUGUCAACACGUGUAGCGAUAACAAGACAUCCAAUUGCACGCACUUAUGCGUUAUGAAGCCAUUCGGUGGUCACCGGUGUCUCUGUCCCGACGGUUUAGAUGUGGUGAAGACACCCGAAGGCAAUGAGGUUUGUGGCUGUAGAGGAGGUGAGGAACUGAUGAAAUCAGGCAUUUGUAAGCCCAAAAAAGACGCCCAGACCUGCGGUUCCGACGAAUUUAUGUGCGAUAAUAAGCUUUGUAUUCAAAAGCUGUGGAAAUGUGAUAAAGACGACGAUUGUGGCGACCGAUCCGAUGAGAAGGAUUGCGUUGACCAUCAGUGCAAUGAGAAUGAGUUCCAAUGCAAGCGAUCCAAUAAAUGCAUUCCCAGUCACUGGAAGUGUGACUUUGAUUCCGAUUGUAUGGACGGAUCCGAUGAAGAUUUGGCGAUGUGUUCAUCAAUAUAUCCGAAAUGCAAUGAAAGCACACAAUUCCAGUGCAAGAAUCACAGAUGUAUUGACCGAAAGCUGAUGUGCGAUAUGGACGACAACUGUCGCGAUGGCAGCGAUGAAGAGAACUGUAAGACAAAAGACAACAAAUGCAAAGAAGACGAGUUUCAGUGCAAUAAUGGCGACUGUGUUCUCGCCGUCUGGCGAUGCGAUGGCGAUAACGAUUGUCGUGAUAAAAGUGAUGAAAGUAAUUGUUCCCGAUCUUCGUGUAAUUCAUGGCAGUUCUCUUGCGAUCACAUGAAAUGCAUAUUCAAGACCUGGCAAUGCGAUGGAGAGUACGACUGUGAGGAUCACACCGACGAGAAGGACUGUCCGAACAGCACAGUAUCCAUUGGCACCACAACUACCACCACAACAGCCAAUCCAUUGGACUCGUGCGCUGGCGAUUGGUUCCGAUGCUCUGUCGGUAUAUGUGUGCCACUGGUCUGGCGUUGCGAUCGAGUGGACGAUUGCGGCGAUAAUUCUGACGAAUUGGGCUGCGAUUACAAGAACGCCAGCGCUAUAGUGCCGGCUGUGCCCACACAGACCGGCAAAGAGAGUUGCAGUCGAGAGAUGUUUGAGUGCGCGAACAGUCAAUGCAUUUGGGAGUCGUGGCUCUGCGACGGACAGAACGACUGCGAGGGCGGCGAAGACGAAGACAACUGUCACUUCGGCGCCAAAAAUUGUUCCGAUUCUCAAUUCCGAUGCAUUCAUAGCGCCGGUUGUGUGCCAUUGAGUGCCGUCUGUAACGGCAAAGAUGACUGCGGCGACGGAACUGAUGAGUGGGGCUGUAGUAACGAACGCACAGACCUUAUCAAACCGAUCCGCUGUCCGGGCUUUACCUGUAAGAGCGGUGAGUGUAUUGAAGCGCAUCAGCGCUGCAAUCGUCGGCCCGACUGUUUCGACGCGUCCGAUGAGAACAACUGCAACCAAACUUAUUUUGCAGUCAAUGAUCUUAGGGUUGACUUCGAGACCAUAACUGCCACUGAAUUCACCAUCAAAUGGAAGACACCGUCGAGUCAACGGAUAUUCCAGUUUAUGCCCACAUAUUCACGACUUAACACCAGUGAAUGGCUCAACACUACUUGGAUUCAGAGCGAGAGCUUUACGUUUGAUAAACUCAAACCCGGAACCACUUAUAAUGUCUCCGUUUACUGUAAACUCGUGUCCGAAACCCAGCCCUACCCUCCCCUACAGUACAUUGCAAUUACCACUGCAUUCAUCGCUCCGAGUCCUCCACGAGAUGUAAAAGCAAAGGAAAUGUCUGGGAAUCGGGUUCUGUUGAGUUGGUCGCCACCCAUAAGCUCUUACGGCCUCAUCAAAGGAUACCGAAUCUAUUACACGCCUCCGAGUCCUUCGUCUAAAGUAGCGGUCAGUGCCUCCAAAACCAACAGUUUCUUAAUCGAUAAGCCCUUCGAGACUGGAAUUAAGUAUACCUUUUGGGUGACAACUAUGACCCUAAACCUCGAGAGCCAGUACUCGAAUAAGACAUCGCUAAUGAUUGGAUCAGUUUUGACAAUCAAGGACUUAAAUUCAAAGAGUAUUACCAAUUCUAGUGUCACUAUUGAAUGGAAUACUGAGACCAAAGAUGCUGUCAAGUGGUCCGUCGAGUACCGGUGCGACGACUACUUCAUGGGUUUCAUUAAAAACUUAACCACAGAUAAGACGUGGAUAACCGUCGAUGGCUUAUCUCCAGGAGUUAAUUAUCAGUUCAAAAUUCUUCCCAUUAUUAACGGCUUUGUUGUGUCAAAUGGAGUCGAAGACAACAUCAUAUCUGUGGUGACCAAAGGAGUGAUUCUACCGUCAGUUGCCAUUACAGACAAAGUGGUCGAGGGAUCCACUCUUCACUUGACUUGGAUUCGACCCAAUUAUCUAUCACUCAAACAAAUUAAUUGGACUUUUGGUGUCUUCUAUGGUAUCGAAGAGAAACGACUCAAACUUUACGGCAAAACAAAUGACACGAAUCUUACGUUAAAUGGUCUGCAAUCGUGUGAAUCAUAUAUAAUUCAGGUGCGAGUCUUGAAGCCAUUUGGCGUCGGGCCGGCCGUCGACUCAACCAUUUUGAAGACACAGUACGACCCGACGGCUCCGCCAAAGAAUCUGCGAUAUUAUAAUACAGUCAACAAUAAGACAAAGUAUGUGCUGUCGUGGAACUCGUCGUGCGAUCGUAUGGCAGACACUUCGGUCGCAUAUCGAAUAUGUGUCAAAGAUUUGGUGAAGAAUCGUGAGAAUUGGUUCCAAUUGGCGCCAAGAAAUCAGACGUCUAUAGAAAUGCCGCUAUUCGUACACUUCGGUGCCGUUUAUGACAUCAAAGUUGGAACCGAUAGACCCAACGCCCGAUACACGUCAACCAUACGCCUGACACCCACUCCAUUACCCCGAGUGUCUAAACUCGAUGGCGUUCAACAACUCAAUGGUUCCCUUUAUAUCAUAUGGAAGACAAUCGACGACACGUUUUGGCCCAAAGAACUCUUCAAUCAUAGUUAUGAGUAUAAAGUAUUUGUGAGCCAAACGCCGGAUAUCAACGACGGGGACAUCAUUACAGUGAAGAGACCGCCACUUAGUUAUGACGGACAGCAGGGAGUCUAUUAUCACAUCGCUGUGGCGCUCGUCGAACAGCACGGAUACUCCGGACCCGUUUCGGACACAAUCAUUAUCGGCAACUCAUUGGCUUCGAGUUCGGUUAUAAUCGAGAAGAAGAAUGCGAUCGGAGUUGUGGUGGGAAUCGGUGUUAUAGUGAUAGCACUGGUAGUGGCGCUCACAGUGUUUGUUAUGAGACACCGACGACUACAACGAAGCUUCUUGUCGUUCGCCAGCAGUCACUACAACACGCGCUCGGGUUCCGCCACUUUCACCACAAACGACACCAACGAUGGCUUAGAAGAAGAGGACGAAUCGCCGGUCUUUCGGGGCUUUUCCGACGACGAGCCCCUCGUUUUGGCUUAAAAUCCAUUACUUUCUUCAUUUGACUCACAAUUUUGGAUCCAAUCCGUUGUCGACUCUUAUAAACCCUUUUAUAAUUUUUUUAAACCAUUGAUUAUUUGAGAG
Medioppia subpectinata is the source of this 7383-nucleotide messenger RNA. The record is from the annotation of a GenBank genome assembly. Lineage: Eukaryota; Metazoa; Arthropoda; Arachnida; Sarcoptiformes; Oppiidae.